GGCUUAUUUUGCAAAUUGCAAUUGAAGCUUUCGCGUUAUUCUUUGUUAGGAAAUGAAUUAAUCAUUGAAAUUUAUUACACCGAGACAAAUAAAUUAAAGAUAUCAUAACGCAUUAUCGUUCUCAGUUUAAUUGCAGUCUCGUCUCGGCGCACGUGCUGAUAUGUUUAUUGUAUAAUUUGUUACUUUUUGACUUGUGAUCUUUCCCCUUAGUGAAUAAUAAAAUUAAUAUUGUUUUUACAAACACAAUGUUCCCUUCGGUGAUAAGGGUAUAUUACGCAUUAUUGAUUACCUUUAUUUUUUCUACCGCUCAUGGACUGGAUAGAAAAAUAACAUCGCUACUAAAUCCUGGAUGCAAUGACUGUCCCAUGAACACCACAACCCUGGUGUACGUCAGGGCUGAUGGUGACUCCGACACCAUUCACCAGAUAUGGGACUUCACUAGACACUUACCGACAAUGGUUAUGUCUGUCGGCAGUCUCAACUCCACUUUAAACAUUAAGUGGGAAGGAAUGGAGCCAAAAUACUUUUCUUGGUCUGAACAGCCAAGAUAUAGUUUUGCUACAGUUAUGGACAAGUUAAUAGAAUAUGACGACUUAAACGACAACGGCUACAUAAGCCCGAAGUAUCCACAAAAGGAAUACAGUUGCAAACGAAUCUCGUGGGCCCUGAAAGAGAGUAUUUUGACAGAACAAGAGGCCAUGAUACAUGUAGUGGGAACGCUACAUACAGACAGAUAUGAACGGGACGGAUUUGUACAUAUGAAGUUAGAUCUACUGCCAUUCAGAGACUAUGCAAUAGAAUUACCACAUUUGAUUCACACUGCCAAUUCAACACUCGUAGACCUAUCUCUAGUAAACUUGACGAUAUCUAAAGAGUACAACGCUUCGAGAUUCGCGUUACAUUUUGUAUUGGUCAGUACGGAUGACGCGAGCGAUACAAUGCACUAUACUAUGCGCAAGAGCCUGGACGAUGAACAUACGCCGGGCGUUUUUGAGAUAAUCGAGAUCAAAACCCCGUCUCUUUUUAAUGAUGAAGAAGGAGGCUAUCUUCAGUUCCGACCUGUCGGUUAUACGGACAAAGAGCGGAAUGUUGCCAGCUCUACUAUGGCACAUGUAUCUGAUUUUAACAGAACAAGGCUACCCCAACGCAGCACCAUAGAACUGUACUUCAAAGACUCCCCCAAGGUGCUGGUGCAAGACAUGUUCAUGUCCUUUGGUGAAACUAGCGAUGGCUUCUAUAAGCAGCACAAUUAUACCGCCUGGUCAUACACAAUCGGCUAUGGCGUACCACCAGUCGAGGGCUUUUCUCUAUUCGUUAUUCUAAUAAUUUCAAUAGGCCUCGGUGUACCCAUAUCGCUAGCUCUUUCUGGCAUCGUGUAUGUUCUCGCACGGAGAUACUCACGCUCGAGGACUCGCACCAGACUCACUAAUGAGGACUGACUCGCGUAUGUGAUGCUGGAUGAUGGACUGUGAUUGUGUAGAGGGGGGGGGGAUAAAAAAAACUCCACA
Messenger RNA from Colias croceus (clouded yellow), 1508 nucleotides. Its product is annotated as glycosylated lysosomal membrane protein B-like. NCBI's taxonomy places the organism in Eukaryota, Metazoa, Arthropoda, Insecta, Lepidoptera, Pieridae. The record is from RefSeq and is a predicted model, not a curated record. The transcript has 7 exons. Gene Ontology annotation, cellular component: lysosome. The coding region runs from base 246 to 1439 and encodes 397 amino acids.